This is a messenger RNA of Homarus americanus (American lobster), 777 nucleotides long. RefSeq names its product basic salivary proline-rich protein 2-like. The transcript has 4 exons. Bases 1 to 777 code for a protein of 258 amino acids. The record is from RefSeq and is a predicted model, not a curated record. Lineage: Eukaryota; Metazoa; Arthropoda; Malacostraca; Decapoda; Nephropidae.
AUGGGGUCGCCCCUGGGAAGGUCACUGGGGGCGUCUCCGCCCCUGCGAGAGUCCUUCGGGGCGCCGCUGUUCCUGGGAGGGUCCCUGAGGGCGCCGCAUUCUCUGGCAGAGUUCCAGGGAUCGCCACCGCCCCUAGAUGGGUCCCUGCUAGCGCCGCCGCCCCUAGGACGGUCCCUGGGAAUACCACCACCCCUAGUGAGGGUCCCUGGGGGCGCCACCGCCCUUGAGAAGGGGCGGCAGCGCACCCAGUCGCCCUCCUUAGCAUGGGCGCCGACUCCAGGGGCCCUGCCAAAGACCUCAGCGCCCCCAGGGGCCCUGCCAUGUGCCUCAGCGCCCCCAGGAGCCCUCCCAGGGGCAAUGGAGGCCCUCCCAGGGAUUUUGGCAUCCCAAGGGGCCCCUCCCAGGGGCGGUGACGCUCCCAGUAACGAAGGCGAUCUCAAGUGCAAAAACAACUGCUCUCAGGGACCCUCAACGGACAGUGCUCCCUGGGGCUCUCUCACUUGCCCUGACAGAUGCAGUGCCCCCAGGGAAUCUUUCAAGGUGUCGGCGCCCCCGGGGAAUCUCCCAAGGGACGGCAAUCCCAGGGGCCCUGCCAUGGGCGUCAACUCCCCCAGAAACCCUCCCAGGGGUAACGGAGGCCCUUCCAGGGAUGGCGGUUUCCCUAUGGGCCCUCACAGGAACGGUGGUGCUCUCAGGGACGAAGGCGACCCCAAGGUCCUUUCCAGGUGUGGCGAUGCCCCCAGGUGCCCUCCCAAUGACGCCAGUGCCCCCAAAUGA